GGGCAGGGAAAGGAGACCUCGGGCGCCAGGGACCUAGCGGGCUCUUUCUUCCAGGCGUCCCGGGCUGCCCUCACUACCAGUCCCCGCCAUCUCAUUUGCCGCCUUCCGAAGCGUGACCCCGGCGCGCUCGCGUCCCGGGCCGGUGACAGGCGCGGGGUGCGACGAGCGGUCCCAUGUGCGCCCUCCCUCUCGCGGCCGCUGCAGUCACCGCGCCCCCAAUCCAGCUCCGGCUCCUCGGCAGAGGCCUCGCCGCCGCCAUGUCUACCGCCAGGCCACUCAAAUCCGUGGACUACGAAGUGUUCGGGAGAGUGCAGGGUGUUUGCUUCAGGAUGUACACCGAAGAUGAGGCAAGGAAAAUAGGGGUGGUUGGCUGGGUGAAGAAUACCAGCAAAGGCACUGUGACAGGCCAAGUGCAAGGCCCCGAAGACAAAGUCAAUUCCAUGAAGUCCUGGCUGAGCAAUGUUGGAAGUCCUAGUUCUCGCAUUGAUCGCACGACCUUUUCCAAUGAAAAAACCAUCUCUAAACUUGAAUACUCUAAUUUUAAUAUUCGAUACUAAUAGGAGAAAAAUUUAAAUUGUAAUGCUCAUACUGCACAAAAGACACUAUGUAUUCUUAAGUCUAUAUACUACAAUGAUAGUAGCAGAGUAGGGUAAAAAAAAGGAACUUUCUGUUCUGAAAGCUACAACAUUAUAUGUUACUAAAAUGUCUUGACACUGAAAUAGUUUCACUCAAAUAUGUUUUUAACAAGCCAAAACUUAGCAUUCUAAAAUUUAAAAUGUCAUUACAAAAUAUUUAAUAUGAAUAUUUUACUGUAUUUAAACUUGUCUCUUGGAAUCUUUAAUUCUAAUAUUAUGGCAUACAUGUUAUUUGGCUGGACAUAUAAUAAAGUUAACCAUUUAAAACUAUUUUUAGGUAUUGUUGUCUGAAUUGCAUUCUAAAAUCUCUGAAUAAUAAUUUGUUAAAGUUGAAUAAUUUGUUUAACAACAACAACAACAAAAUAACCAGUAGUUAGAUAUAAAUGUAUAUGAUGAUCAGCAUAGCCCUAAAAUCAAUA
Kogia breviceps (pygmy sperm whale) is the source of this 1054-nucleotide messenger RNA. It is a transcript of the gene ACYP2, whose product is annotated as acylphosphatase 2. The record is from RefSeq and is a predicted model, not a curated record. NCBI's taxonomy places the organism in Eukaryota, Metazoa, Chordata, Mammalia, Artiodactyla, Physeteridae. Gene Ontology annotation, molecular function: acylphosphatase activity.